AUGGUGCUAUUGGACCAACGAAACGAAUGGAUGACGGUACAAAGCGAGGCCUUACUGGUCAUUCCUAGUGGUGGCGGUGCUCGGCAGGAGGCGCAUAUCAACUCGUCCACAACACCCAUAAUCGACGCAGGAGAAUGUGUUGGCUUCCUACAAUCGGUCCGAGAUGUCACACGCUCUCGGAUAUGGGAGAGGCGCGCGGAGAUGCUUUGCAGUUUGAAUGACACUUUAUUGUCUGCGCAGGAUGUGAAAUCGUACUGGCAGAAACUUAUCGAGGGGCUGGAGCAGCAUAGUUCGGCCUUUGACGUCCCUCUUGCUAUUCUCUAUUCCUGCAGCACUCCUUCGGGCCCCGAUGCUCUAGUAGUAGAGCCAAACACCUCCCCAAGACUUCUUGCCUCUGUCGACUUGAGGCCUAGCACUGAGCUUGCCCGGGGGUUUCAAAAGGCCUUCGUCACCCGGCAAAAGCUCCUACUCCAAACCUCCGACUCUACUUUGUCUCCUGAUCUCUUCAGCACCCUGCCUCUCCGAAGCUCUAUUGGCGAGUGCCAAGCUGUUGUCAUCUGUCCAAUCCGUCCAGACAACAGGACGGAACCACGUGCUCUCCUCCUACUCGGGCUCAAUCCACAUCGACCAUAUGACAGUGACUACAAGCACUACAUCUCACUUCUCGAUCAGACAAUUUCCGCUUACUUGGCGUCAGCCACGACUCUUGAAGUUGCUGAUUUGCCGCAAUGGCACCCGGGUGUGAACGGUAUUGCGGACUCGAAGAGAAUCUCGAUGGAAAUUUUGGUCGCGGGCGAGGAUAUUAGCUCGGAUAAGAUGGCUGGCACAGACGCUACACAAGUUGAACCAAAAACAGACGAGCCAAUGCAUUCACUUUCUAUCGGUGGUAUGAAGCCUGAUUUCACCAACCCCGAGAUAGCGAAAAUCCCUCCACAAAUUUCCAUUAACAACACAACGACGAAGGAGCAAGAAAUCGAGAAGCUACAGAGAAUGGCUGAACUAGCCGCUGUUGGGAUAUGUGAAACCGAUCUAAAUGGGAGGUUGAUCGAGGCCAACAAGUUUUUCUUUGACCUUUGUGGGAUCCCAAAAGUUGAUGAUUUGGCAACCGCAGAUGUCCGGCCGUGGGAAAUCUGUGUGCCAGAGGAGCAGAAAACACCACUCAUUGACGUCCUCGGCCGUCUUGUCAAAGAUGGUAUGCCUCAAACGACAGAGCUCCAUGAUACUGGUAUCCCCGCGAGUGUUCCGUUGGCGCGAACGCAUCCUGCUGGCCAAGGCUCAAACAUUGACCAGCUCUCUUCCGAGAGAGCCCGGAUUGUCGAGGAAAGCAUUGAUAAUGCGGAGACAAUAAUUGCGUGCGCUCAACACCAAAAACGCAUUAUUGACGACCUCCUAACAGUAUCCAAACUUGAUUCUAAGCUUAUCGCUGUCACCCCGUGCACUGUCGACCCAUUGGUCAUGGUCCGCAAUGCGCUGAAAAUGUUUGAAGUGGAAGCCAGACGUGUUGACGUCGACCUAACGAUGACGGUAGACCAUACGUUUGCGGCUAUGGGUCACGACCAUUUUGAUUUUGAUCCUUCCCGGGCCAAGCAGGUUCUGAUAAACCUACUUACGAAUGCUCUUAAAUUUACGAAGAAUCGCCCCGUGCGUAAUGUGUCUGUUCUUGUGAAAGCUUCUCGAGAUCGACCUACCAACGAUAUAUCGGGAGUUCGCUUCAUGCCCCGGUCUUAUGAUGAGCCUGAAUAUGAGCAACCCGACCUUAUUGGGAGGACUGACCCCGUAUUUCUAAUCUUUGAGGUCAAGGACACCGGGCGUGGUCUCUCGGAGGAUGAAAUGCGCCACCUCUUCAACAGAUUCCAGCAGGCGAGCUCAUUCACACAUGUCAACCAUGGGGGCUCCGGCUUGGGGCUUUUUAUUUCUCGGCGGCUUACUGAGCUUCAAAACGGCGCCAUUGGGGUUUCAAGCGCCCCCAAUUCUGGCUCAACUUUUGUUUUCUUCAUUGAGGCUUAUCUCCCGAGUAUACCCGCCGUGGAAGAGACAGCACUAUCCACUUCUGCAUCGGCCGUGGCAUUGUCGACAGCUGCAGUCGCAAUUGCCAAUGCAAGCCUUGACGGGAUCUUGGUCGUAGAGGACAAUAACAUCAAUCAGCAAAUCACGAAACGUGGUCUUACUCAAAAGGGGUUUCGAGUCGAUGUCGCGAAUCAUGGUCUUGAAGCCUUGGAAAAGCUGACAGGCUCUAGGCCACGGGGCGAGACGUCGAACGACCUAGGGAACCCCACGAAGCCCCCUCAUUCGCCACCUUUCAAUCUUAUUCUCAUGGACAUUGAGAUGCCGGUGCAAGAUGGCCUUACGUGUGCUCGUAAAAUUCGAGAGCUUGAGGAUGAAGGCAUGGUUUUCUCAGCCCACACUGACCGCAUUCCAAUCAUUGCCGUGAGCGCCCAUGCAAAAGAGACCCAGGUUGGAGCGGCUCUCAAAGCAGGUUGUGACGAUGUCCUCGUCAAACCAUAUCGCAUGUCUGAGUUGAUCGAAAAGAUGGAGGCCUUGGCUCGCAAACUCCAUCCUGGGAGCCCUAAUAUGCCAGUUUCCCUAUCGCAAACCCCUAACUCCCAAGCAUCCCACUGCCAUUGA
Messenger RNA from Parascedosporium putredinis, 2625 nucleotides. The record is from the annotation of a GenBank genome assembly. NCBI's taxonomy places the organism in Eukaryota, Fungi, Ascomycota, Sordariomycetes, Microascales, Microascaceae.